AUGAUCCAACCCCACGAACCUAAUUGGGAUUACUCCUCCCUCGCCUUCCCAUCCUCUUCCCCGAUCUCCAACUCUUUCCCCAACAAGCCCACCACCGCCACCGUCGUCAACUUAGAGAGAAACGAGCUCUCCGAGUGGGUCGAACACGUCACCAAACAGCUCAUCGAUGACUUGCCCGACACGCCACAACCCGACCCCGAUACCAUGGCCGCCGCCGCCGCCUACCGCGACAGCAACGUCGACAUCGACCACUUCCGUCCCCGGAAAGUCAUGCGCCGGAGUACUCCUCAUCAUCACCAUGAGGAGUACUCCGUGGACAACACAAAUAAUAAUUCCUCGGGGAGCACCAGCGACAACAGCCCAAGCGCGCCGCCGCCACUAAACCAGAACGACGAGCGGAGCCUGGGGCUGAUCACGCAGCUCUUCGAGAUCGCGGUCGCGAUCUCCGUCGAGAACCUGGAGGAGGCCCACGAGAUGCUCCUGGACCUGAGCCACGUGGCCUCCCCUUACGCCCCGUCCUGCGCGGAGCGCGUGGUGGCCUACUUCGCGAGGGCAAUGUCGAGCCGCGUGAUGAACUCGUGGCUCGGCACGUGCGCCCCGCUGACCAACCACCGGGCCCUCCACGCGGCGUUCCAGGCCUUCAACAACGUCUCCCCUUUCAUCAAGUUCGCCCACUUCACCUCCAACCAGGCCAUCCUCGAGGCCUUCCAGCGCCGGUCCCACGUCCACAUCAUCGACCUCGACGUCAUGCAGGGGCUCCAGUGGCCGGCACUCUUCCACAUCCUCGCCACGCGGGCCGAGGGCCCGCCCCAGGUCCGGAUGACCGGGAUGGGCUCCUCCAUGGACCUCCUCGUCGAGACGGGCCGACAGCUGUCCAGCUUCGCGAGGCGGCUGGGCCUGCCCUUCGAGUUCCACCCAAUCGCCAGAAAGUUCGGCGACGUGGACGCGUCCAUGGUCCCCUUGCGGCGCGGGGAGACGCUGGCGGUGCACUGGAUGCAGCACUCGCUGUACGACGCCGUGGGGACGGACUGGAAGGCCGUGCGGCUCCUCGAGGAGCUGGCCCCACGGGUCGUCACGCUGGUCGAGCAGGACGUGGCCCACGGUCCGGCCGGGUCGUUCCUCGACCGGUUCGUGGGUUCGCUCCAUUACUACUCGACCCUGUUCGAUUCGCUGGGGGCGUUUUUGGCCCCCGACGACCCCGGGAGGCAUAAGGUGGAGCAUGACCUGUUUUUCCGGGAGAUCAACAACGUGGUGGCGAUCGGUGGGCCCGGGAGGAGCGGGGAGGAGAAGUUCAAGCACUGGAGGAGGGAGCUCGCGAGGAGCUCCUUCCUCCAGGUGCCGAUGAGCGGGAACUCAAUGGCUCAGGCGCAGCUGAUACUCAACAUGUUCCCCUCGGUGCAUGGCUACAGCCUGGUUCAGGGGGAUGGAACGCUCAGGCUCGGGUGGAAAGAUACUGGGUUGUUUACUGCGUCGGCAUGGACGUCACCUGCUUCUAGCUAG
Molecule: messenger RNA, 1500 nt
Organism: Linum tenue
Lineage: Eukaryota; Viridiplantae; Streptophyta; Magnoliopsida; Malpighiales; Linaceae
Source: the annotation of a GenBank genome assembly